AUGUUAAGCUCCACUACUUCUGAUAAUUUAGCAUGCACAGAUGAAGUUAAAGUUUAUGAGGAUGAGGGGGAAGAAGAGGAGCAACAAAAGUCCUCUGAAAAUCUGACGGAAGAUAAAGUCAGGCUGGUCAUCGAAAGCGAAACUCAAAUUCCAAAGAUAUUUGAUCUGUUUGGUAAAAAUGGUGGGGCAUCAUCAUUAUUCAAAAUGCCGUUUCCAACUGAUCCUCGUCUGGCAAGUUACUUGCUUCCUGGUUAUCCAGCUGCAAUUGCUGCUGCUAUGGCAGCUGUUAAUGCUGUAUCCUGUACAUCAUCCCCUUAUUUAACAACUUGUUCAUCAUCUUCUCUACCAUCUCUAAUUAAACCUACUUCAUCUGUAUGGAAUAUGAAUUCAGCUAAUGGAAAUACAUCGUCUUUUUGGUCAACUACUUCAACUGUACAAACUAGUUGUACUAGUGGUGGUGGUAGUGGUUCAUCAUCCACCUCUUCUUCUUCUUCUUCUGGUUAUGCAAGUUCUGAAGGAAGUGGUAGCAGUAGCUCAAAUUUAUUUCAUUCUUCUGCAAUAUCACCUGGUAAUCAUAAUAAUGAUGAAGAGAUACUUUCACGUAUACGAAGGGAAUCAUUAAAUUUUGAAAAAUCCUUAUAUUUCUCAAGUAAUAAUAAUAAUAAUAAUAAUAAUCCAGUGAAUAUUACCAAUCGCACUAUAGACUAUAAUUUAUCUGGUCAACUCUCUGGAUUUUCUAAUUCACAUAAUGAUGAUAAAGUCAAAGUGUCAACGGGUUCAACAACUAAUCAAUUAUCAUCAUGUGUUCCUAAUCCUUUUGGAUUUAUUCCAUUCUAUGAUCCAUUUGGAUGUAGUGCAGCGGCAGCAGCAGCAGCAGCAGCGGCGGCAGCAGCGGCAGCUGCAGCAGCAGCAUAUUCACAAAAAUCUCAUACAGAUACAACAACUAUAUGCCUAGAUAAUAAUAUGAAACAGUCUACUAUGAACUCGAAAUAUUAUCCUACAUCCUUUCGAAAUGGUUUAGAUAAUUAUGAUUUCAGCUUAAAGAAUUAUGGAAAUGAUGGUAAAAGAAGACGUGAUAUGAACUCAAAUGAUCAUGAUGCUGAUGAUGAUGAUGAUGUUAAUAGUAAACAUACUAUUACAGUGAAUAAUGAUGAGAAUAAGUUGAAUACACUGUCAUCGUUGUAUACAAAUGCCUAUUAUAAUAAUAGACAUCCUUCUCCAUAUGAUCUACACAGGCAGUAUCAGUCAACAGAUUCAUCUUCUAGUCGUGAUAUGUUAAAUGAUCAUCGUCAUUCACCUGAACAAACGAAUGAUGCAAUUGAAUUAUCAAUGCGAGAACAUAUUCAAUCACCGUUGGCAAUAUCGCGUUCUUAUUCAAUGGAGAACUCAAUAGAUUCAUCUAAAACAUCUGAAUCAUUAUCUACUAAUCGAUUAUCAGGAUCAGGACAAAUACUAUCACCAAAACCAGCUCAUCAUAAUCUAUCUCCAUCAACAUCAUCAAGUUUCUUUGCUGUAGCAGCAUGUGCAGCAGCAGCUGUAGCUGCUGCUGUUGCUUCAUGGAGUGCAGCUGGUUCACCAAAAACUUCAAGUAGAUCAUCACAUCAAUUAUUAUCUAAUCAUCAAACAUCAUCAUCUUAUACCAGUAGUAUAUUUCCAUUGAGUCCAUCUACAUCAAUUAAUAAAACGAAUUUUUUAAAUCAUUUUCAAUCAGUUAAAUCACCAGGAAGUAUUGGUAUUCCAUCAUCUCCGAAAGGUAACAACAGUUUAACAGCUUCUUACUCAUCUUUAUCUCCAGCUGGAUUGUAUCAAAGUAACAAUAAUAAUAAUACUAAUAGUCGAGGGUCCACUUCAAACAACUCCGCUGCUGCUAGUCCCUAUUCUCCAAGUAUGUUCGCUGCAGCAGCUGCUGCUGCUCAUAUGCAACUAUUAUCUGCCGCUGCAGCAGCAGCAUCUUUUAACUCGAAUUUGUCAUCGUCUUCAUCCAUUUCUUCACAUACUCUGGAUAAUAAUAAUAAUGGUUCAAUGCAAACAGCUCAUGGUACUCCGUUUACAAAUCUAUCUAACCAUGAAUCAACUGUUGGUACUAAUGCUACAUUUGAAGAUAAUAUUAGAGGGAUGAAGUCUUCUGUAUCAAUCCCUGAUUUAUCAGCAACUCAACUCACUUCUUCUACUUCAUCAUCUUUUCAAAAUAGAAGUAAUAACAACAAUACUAGUACCGGUAGUAAUAAUAAUACUCCAGUUUCACCCAGCUUAUGGAGACAUCAACAAGCUGCAGCCGUAGUUGCUGCUGUAGCUGCAAGUGCUAUGAUUGGAAAUUCAUCGUCACCAUCAUCUUCAUCGGUUUGUUCUGUUGUUACUGAUGGCGGUCCCCUGACUACUACUACUACUACUACUACUUCUACUACUACUACUACUGCUAACACUCCACGUGGUGGUUUAUUGAAUCGAACCAUAUCUCCUGGACUAUGGUCUAGUCGAAGUCACUUAUUUGGCUCGAGAUCUCGUGAUCGUCGAUGUUUUGAAUUUGUAAAAGCGUUAACAAAAUCAGGAAAUCAUAAUUAUCUCAAUAAUACUUAUAUUGGUAAGAAUAGAAAAAGUCAACUUAUCACAUUAGAAAAGAAUAGAAAGAAUAAUAUUUCAAUUAACAAAGAAAUAAUUAUUGAUGAUAUAAAAGAUAAUAAUAAUAAUAAUAAUAAUAAUAAUAUAAAGAAAUCAAAUCAUUUAUUAACUUCAUCUUCACCAUCAUCAUCAUCAUCAUCAUUGAUAACAUAUUCAACAAAGGGUAUACAUAUUAAAAAACCAUUGAAUGCAUUUAUGUUAUUUAUGAAAGAGAUGCGUUCACGUGUACAAGAAGAGUGUACAUUAAAAGAAUCAGCUGCUAUUAAUCAAAUUUUAGGUAAAAAAUGGCAUGAAUUAUCUAGAGAAGAACAAACAAAAUAUUAUGAAAUGGCUAGACAUGAAAAAGAAUUACAUCAACAAUUAUAUCCUAAUUGGUCAGCACGUGAUAAUUAUGCUUAUCAUGUUAGACAUCGUAAACGUAGACGACAUUUAUUUCAUAAACAUGCUAUACAUAUUAAAGGUACACAUUAUAAUAAAUCAACUAAUGGAAUUGGAAUAUAUUCAUCUGAUAAAUUAUUAUCAACAUCAUCAUCAUCAUUAUUAUUAUUGAAUCAUUCAAGUAUAUUGGAUAAGUGUAAAUGGGAUAAAGAAAGGAAUAAUAAAUCAUUAUCUUGUCAACAACAACAACAUAAUUAUAAUCAUUCUCCAAUUAAUAAAUAUUAUUCUGAUGAAUUAUUAUCUCCAUUAAUUGGAAAUCGAUCAAAAUUGAAAAUUAGUCAUAUUUCAGAUGAUACUAACCAUUAUCACCAUUAUCAUAAUAAUAAUAAUAAUAAUAAUAAUAGUAAAUGCCUAUCACCGCCUCCACCAUCAGAAUUAUUUUCUAGUGAUAAACAAAUACUCUUGAAGGUGAAUUCACCAUUUUAUCGAAAUCAAAAUCAUUCCUUUAGUAUAACACCGGUGAUAACAACAUCAUCACCAUUGUCAUCAUCAUCAUCAUCAUCAUCAGGAUUGUUGACACAGCCUACUACUACUACUACUACUACUACUACGACGACGACGACGACACCCAUGACGACUACUGUUAGUCAUAGUUCAGAUGUAUUUACAAAAUUAUCUUCAAUGAUACAAUCAGAUGGUAGUUUAUUUACUAGACAACAUAUAAAAUGUAUUGAUGAAGUAAAUUCAUUAAUUUAUAAUAAAGAAUUAUUAAAUGGUAAUGAUAAAAAAGAUUAUCCUGUUGGAAUAGAUGGUUUCAACAGUUUACCAACAACAACAACAACAACCACAACGACGACGACGACGACGACGACGACAUCGACAAUGAUGAUGAAUAGAAACGAGAAUCAACAACAUCAUCAUAUCAAUUCAAAUGUAAUUCAUCCAUUUAUUACUCAUAAUAUUACUAAUAAUUAUAAUAAAUCAGAUAAAUUUAGACGUAUGCAUAUAUUGAAUAAAUUGAAUAAACUGCAUAAUGAAAGUCAUCAAUAUAAUUAUCAUUUUGAGAAUAAUAAUGAUAAAUCAAAUUUAUUUGAACAUUCUAUAAAUUUGCCUUUUUUACAUUCUGAUAAAUAUGAAAUGUCAUCAUUGUAUCGACGACCACCACCACAAUCAUCAUCAUCAUCAUCAUCAUCAGCACAUAUGAAUCCACUUUCAACAUUGUAUACUUCAUCAUCAUCAUCAUCAUCAUCAUCAUCACCAUCUUUAUCGUCUUUAAAUGAUUAUAAUAGAUUGAUAUAUUGUAAAGAUCAAUCAUAUUUAUCAUCAAAAUUUACUGGAAUACCUAAUGAUUAUCAUCAAUCGAAUUAUCGAUAUUCAUCAAUAUUUAAUAAUCAAUUACCUGAAAUAUCAAUAUCUUGUAAUUAUAAUAAUUAUCCUAGAACAAUUUCUUCACAAUAUAUGCCUAAAUUUAAUGUUAUCAAUAGACAUAAUAAUUUAUCAAAAGGUAUAAAUGAUUUAUUAACAAAUAAUUAUUCAUGUAUAACAACUAGUGUAACACCAAUGGUUACAGGUAUAACAGUUGGAGAAUUAUCAGGUGGAAAUUUAAAGAAAUGUCGUGCACGAUUUGGUCUUGAACAUCAAAAUAUGUGGUGUAAACCAUGUCGUCGUAAAAAGAAGUGUAUUCGUUUUAUUUCUGAAAUGGAAUCAGAAGAUAUUUCAAUUGGAGGAACACAACAGACUGGAAAUCAUUCAUCAUCAACAACCAAUCAGAUAGCUCAUUUUACUAAACAUGGAUUGGCUAAUUUUAUAGAUCCAUUUAUUCAUCCUAUACAUACACCUCAUUCAUUAAAUUUAUCUAGUCAAUCAUCAAAAUUUCAUUCAUUUCCAUCAUCAGGAUUUUUAUAUCCAUCAUUAAAUUUAAAUACUACUGAAAUAAAUAAGUCUACUUCAUUGUCUAGUUUUAAUUCACGUUUAAAAUCUCAUGUAAUAUCUGAUGGAUAUACUGGUAAAUCAUCUGCAUUUAUCAAGCCAUUGUAUUCAUCAUAUUCAAAUCGUGUUCUAGAUGGUCUACCACCGCCACCGCCACCGCCACCACAACCAUCAUUAUCAGUGACGGAUUCAUAUCAUCCACAUAAUUCAACAUUGGAACAGUUAAAUUUCAAAUUUACUCCAUCCUCUUCCUCCUCCUCCUCAUCAUCAUCAUUUUCUUUACCUACUCGAUCAUCUUCACUUACGUCUACUAAUCAUACAUCUCAGUGUUUAUCUGAUAGAUAUAAUAAAUUGGAUUCAUUUGAUACAUGGAAUACUGAUCAUAUGAAUAGCGUGAAUAAUUUCUAUCCUAAUUGGUCUGAAUAUUCAUCAGCCUUUAAAUUAUCAUCAUCAUCAUCAUCAAUAGUUACUAGGAGUAUACCAUCUAUCACUUCAAUAUCUAAUAUAUAUCAUUCAAAUGAUCCUAUUAGAAAACUUAAUCAAAAUCAACUAUAUGAAAAUAAUCUAUCUGAUGAUAAUAUUAAAUUUAAUGUAGAAAAAUAUAAAUUAUCUUCAUCAUCAAUAUUAAAUCAGAAUACAUUAAUUGAUCCGUAUUGUUUAUCAUUGAAUAAAUCUUCAUCAAUGAUUGAAAAAAUGAAUUGUACAAAUGAUACAAUUUGGAAAUCUCCUACUUCAUUAUCAUCAAUUACAGAAUCGAUUAAUAUGAAAUCAAUUAUUGAUUAUCAGUGUAUAGAAUUGGAGACAACAUCAUCACCACCGCUACCGCCACCGCCACCACUAACAUUAGUAGAAGUUAAUUCUACUGAACCUCCAUCUAAACGUGUAUGUAAUUCUCCAUUGCAUACAUUUAACACUUCAUCUAUUGAUAUUAUUGUAUCUACUGAUAAUAGUGUUCAUAAUAAUAAUAAUGAGAAUUCAGCAUUGUAUAGUCAUUCUACUAGUACUACUAGCCCUAUUAGUACUUCUACUUCUACAACUAUUGUGUCUUCAAUGAUAACAACACAUCGUAAAUAUGGUGAAUCUGUUCGAUUUGGUGUAGCUGAUUUCAUGGGAAUAAAUGAUGAAAUUGUAGCCAGUGUUAUCGACAAUAGUAUUGAUGAUAACAAUAAUACCACCACCAUCACCAUCACCACUGCCACCACAGAUAAUAAUGCAACAACAACAACAACAAUAACUUGA
Heterobilharzia americana is the source of this 6165-nucleotide messenger RNA. The record is from the annotation of a GenBank genome assembly. NCBI's taxonomy places the organism in Eukaryota, Metazoa, Platyhelminthes, Trematoda, Strigeidida, Schistosomatidae.